Molecule: messenger RNA, 10095 nt
Organism: Xyrichtys novacula (pearly razorfish)
Lineage: Eukaryota; Metazoa; Chordata; Actinopteri; Labriformes; Labridae
Source: the annotation of a GenBank genome assembly
GUCACAGACUAGCUUUUAUGAGAGAAUAUUUUCGUGUGUUUACCAGUGGGUGUUAAACUAUCCCGAGAGCUUAAUUUGACCGUAGCUUCAUCUGUCCUGUAAAUAUUCGUCUUUAACGGCUGCUCGACUCAACCGCUCACACUGAACGGCCGGACGGCGCGGUUAGACAAACGAGGCAAAAAGAGGAAGCAAUAGCCAACCAUCUUUCUUCUUCUGCCAGCAAUAACAAGAAAGCGAGCAGGCUAGAUUGAAGUAGAGCUGUGUAGUUUGCAAUUUUAUUGUCUGUUUUCUCCUGGAGAAAGGACUUCUCCGUGUUUAAACAGAAAGACAAAAGCUCUCGGACGCUGAGCUCGUCUCCCGGCAAGCCUGGAAGUUCAGGAACACAGGACUGGCUGUUAAGAUUUCCCGUUUUUUCAUGUUUCCAACAGGUUUAUCUUCCCCUAAUCCCCCACCACCGCCAACCCAGGAGGCAAGACCAUCGACUACUGAUGUCAAAAACGAAAGCGGUGCCAUCACAUCUCCGAAGAAGAGGAAAAUAAACGGCUCAGAGAGGGAAGACACUACUGACACGAUCUCCUCUUCGCCUCCAAAGACCCUGAAUUCCUCCUCUUCUUCCUCCUCCUCCUGCUCUCCCACUCCGCUACACAUCCAGAAGAAGUUGAGGUUCGAGGAUUCAGUGGAUUUCAUAGGACUGGAUGUGAAAAUGGCUGAGGAGGCUGCCGCCGCUUCGUGCUCCAAUAACAAAAGCAAAGCCGUGUUCCUGUCCGGCGGCGUGGGACACCAUGCGAACGGACUGACGAAAACCGCAGGCUCCGGCACCUUCUCCAACAGUAAACCCGGUGCUGCCAAGAAACUAGUCAUCAAGAACUUCAAAGGUAGCAGAUGAUGUGAUUUCAACAUCCAAAACACUCACUGGCAGUAGUAUUCAACUUAAACUCAACAGUUUACACGACUUUAGGAGCUGUGAUAUAACCCCAACUACACUUAUACAAUCUGAUAUUGUAAUGCAGGAACAGUCAGACCCAAUACAGUCUUUCCAAAGUGAAAAGACUGCUUUAAAAAUGUUUAGCAAACCUCAAAUACUACAAAGAUUGAACCUAUUAAUCUAACUAGCAUCUAUUAGAACAGAAAAUAUAGGAGAUCACAUCAAGCUUGACAAACCCACAUGUCCUACACUUGUCAACAAAGGCAUAACUGUUAAGUCAGAAAUAUCAAUACAUGUAUGAGUAUAUAGAGUACUGGUCAAUACAACUGUACUAGAGGUUAAUUUCGCCAAACAGUCAUCAUAAGUCACAAAAUUCCCCAAAUUUACAGUCUUUAGAAAGAUUUUGACUUUGUACCGAUGUAGCGGUAAUGGUUAGACUUGUUAUACAAAUAUAGAAAGCUUGGCUGAGUGUUUUCUGAAACUAAUAAUGUUCGUUAUCAUGUUAUCAACUGAGUAUUCUCGCAAUUAUUGACCAACAGACAAAAAGGUUACCACGAUUGCAAAUUCAAAGACUUUAAAGUGGCGGAUACCAUUUUCCUUUAAAGUCCAAAACUUAAACCCUCCUAUUUUAUUCUAACAGCUUUGUUGAAAAACAGAAAUUGUCUCAUAGUUGCUCAAAAAAUAACAGAAUCUGAGGAAUGAGGAAUCUGAAAUGAUUAGUUUUCAUCAAUCCCUGCAGCUUCAGUGUGAUCUGUGACAUGAAACUAGUGUCAGUACUUUAACAUAAUCCUGAUCAUUUUUGUCCUUUUUUACAAGAAAUAUGAGAAAAUAUUAAUAUGGAUGUUGUAAUGAUGAUAUCUGGAAUUUUUAUGCUUUACCCUUUUCUCAAUGCUGCUUUUGCAGUCGCUAUCCACAUUCAGAAAACUGGUACAAAUAUGAAGCAAAACAACCUGGAAUACACAAAAAAAAUGUUCUACUUAUUUUUCUUAGCUAUACUUUAUAUUAACAAUCAUAAUAUCGUUGUAAAGCGAGUCUAAGAUAGUUGAAAAAUUGUAUGACGAUCUUAAGUGAUGCAUCACUUUCUCUGUUCAACUGGAGACUACAAAAUGCCCCUAAAAGAUGAAGAGCAGAAAUGACCACAUUACGGUCAUAGAAGAGUUAUGAAAUGAUGAUGUGGUGUGUCUGAUUGAAAGAGAGAGCUUUUCAGAGAGCCUUGUUAUCACAAAAGAUCAAUAUCAAUAUUAGAUGCUAGAGUCAUGACAGUAGGAUCCCUCAAGUCAGGACAAUAAUGUGCUGUUGCAUUAAUAUUGAGUUCUGCUCAAAGUAAUUAAACUCUCAGCAAUAUCAUUUCCAAAAACAAAAUUCAAUAAGCACAUGCAUGAUAUGUUUUGGUCACUAUCACCUGGUGGAGCUUUAAAUAGAAACAAACACAGCUGUUUUAAAAUAGCAUUGGUGACACAGCGUUGUGGUCUGAUUGGGUCAUCUGUAUGUCAGUUCACCAUGUUACCUCCACAGUUAGUGUUGUGUUUUUGUCUCGCUCAGAAAAGCCCAAAUUGCCGGAAAACUACACACAGGAGACAUGGCAGAAGCUGAAGGAGGCGGUGGAGGCCAUACAGAACAGCACUUCAAUCAAGUACAAUUUAGAGGAGCUCUACCAGGUAUCACAGCCACACACCUGCUGACCUCUCAGAGGAGGCUGACUGUUUUCAUGACCCCUCAAGAGAUUGAAAAAACAGUCAUUUUUGACGUCUGUUUUUGUCUCCUCAGGCUGUGGAGAACCUGUGCUCUCAUAAGAUAUCUGCCAAGCUUUACAAACAGCUGAGAGUUGUGUGUGAAGACCACAUCAAGGCACAGAUCGAUCAGUUCAGGGAAUAUCCUUUACGCUUGUUUCAUUAUAUUUUCCCAGGUAUUGAUUGUGUUUGAUUAGGUGUUGAUUGUGCAGCCUUAAAAAGCUCCUGAGUAAAAGCCAAAGUUUGCCUUAACUCUGUCCUUACGGAUGCCUUGGACAGCGUGCUUUUCUUAAAGAAAAUCGACAAGUGCUGGCAAGAUCACUGCAGACAAAUGGUAUGUUUGUUUGUUUGUUUGUUUUUUAAACAAAUUGGUCUGUUAACACCUCACCUCUGAAACGUGUCAAGAGUUGAGGAUGACAUGCAGCCAUGGGUCAGAGACAAACCUGGGCCACUGUAUGAGGCACUGAAGUCUCUGCACAGAUGCUGCAUGCGCGUACUGUGGAGCAAAUAACCGCUAAAAAAAGCCAUCUUGCAUUUUUCCUUCAUGUGUGCCAAUGUUAUGUUUGUGCAUAUUUUGUCUGGAGAAGGAAUGAUCACAUCAUCCUUAUUAAAUUGCAUUCUCUCUGUCCUUGCUCCACAGAUCAUGAUAAGGAGUAUAUUUUUAUUUUUGGAUCGCACUUACGUGUUACAAAAUUCAAUGCUUCCGUCAAUCUGGUGAGUGAUCCCUGAUGUAACCCGCUUUAAAACACUGUGAGGCUGGUUCUGUGUAAAAAGUGUGUUUGACAGCGACUCCUCUGGUCUGCAGGGACAUGGGUCUGGAGCUGUUCAGGUUCUACAUCAUCAGCGAUCUGAAGGUCCAGAGUAAAACCAUCGACGGGAUUCUGCUGCUUAUCGAGCGAGAACGAAACGGAGAGGCGAUAGACCGCAGUCUGCUGAGGAGCCUGCUAAGCAUGCUCUCUGACCUGCAGGCAUGUACUCUUUUAUGAUUACUUAAAUGUCAGCUGGGGCAAAUUUAUACUUGAAAUCCUCUAUCACCUGGAUUUUACCUUUUCUUUCACCACAAGAAGGCUGGCUUUGGCAGCAGUGUUUGUCUGAGAUUAUGAGCUGCAGCAGGCUGUGAUGAAGUGUCAUUCUCCUGUUGACAAAUGGCUUUAAUGAAACUCGUGCUCUCUCUGUCCCUGACAGAUUUAUCAAGACUCCUUUGAGCAACGAUUUUUGGAGGAAACUAAUCGACUGUACGCCGCUGAGGGACAGAGGCUGAUGCAGGAGAGAGAGGUGAUUUAUGUGACCCUCAUAGUCAGAGCCCAUUUUGUUUUUUCUCGUUUCAGUGAAUUACCGGCUCGAUUUCCGCUACCCAUGUAUUCAGCUCAUAUGUUGAAUGUCUGCACUAUUCACAGCAAAGAUACUUAUAAAUCUGAAACUAUCUGUAACACCAGGUAGCACAAUGAAACACACCGGGCUAUGAACUGCAAUUAAAUAAGAAAUCAAUCCCACCAACAUGCCCUCUAUAUGUAGCUGUUUGUGAUCAUCAUGCAACUCAAGCACAUUUUCUUUCUACUCAUCUGAAAAGCUUCUGCUCUAUCAAGACAACUGAUGAUGCAGCUGAUUUUACUUGCUGACACUUUAGAACAUAUUAAGUAUUCUCAUUAUUACUGUCUCAGCCCAGGAUGUGAUUUUCUUUCUUGGAUGCUGUCAAACACUUGCAUGAAUUCAGUUAAUUUGAGGCCAUUCAUCAGGAGCAGAUAUUCUUUCUUGUGAAAGUAUGACUGUAUCUGAAUGUAUUUCACAACAGGUGCUUCCAAACUUUGCCAUGUCAAGGAACCUGUACUUUUACAAGCUAGGGUGCAUGAUACUAUUGGCAUCAUAUCAGUGUCUGCAGAUAAUGGCUUAAAAAUAAAUGAUCUGUAUCAGCAGAUAGCCUACAAACAUUUCUGCAGAUUUAAUUAUCAGUAGACAGGUGAUUCUUUAAAGACAGCUUCCACAUGUUGGCUGAAGCAGCAGACUCAUUCCUGAAUCUCUGCGUUUAAAAACAAUAUAUUCAUCAUCUGUUGUAAAAUCAACAUUUGUUUUCAGAUUCUUACUUUUCCCUCUUUUCCAGGUACCAGAAUAUCUUCAUCACGUCAACAAACGCUUAGAGGAGGAGGCUGACAGAGUCAUCACAUAUCUAGACCAGAGCACACAGUGAGUGUUUGACUCUGGCUUUUGGUUUGCAAUUUGACACUUGACAAAGAUUUAUGUGUGUCGUGACCACUUUUUCCUCCCCCCUGCUCAGAAAACCACUCAUUGCCACUGUGGAGAAGCAGUUGCUGGGUGAACAUCUCACAGCCACUCUGCAAAAAGGUACUUUCAACAUUGAAUCCUUGAUGAAAAACACGCAUGAGAAGCAUUUAAAGUUGAAAGUUACUGUCUACCUGUGCUGUGCGUCUGAGCAUAUAAUGCACCUUUUGUGUGUAAAAGCAGCUGAUGUGUGAUUUUCUGUUGUUGGAUACUUUCAGGGCUGACUCACCUGCUGGAUGAAAACAGAAUUCAGGAUCUAUCUCUUCUCUAUCAGCUCUUCAGUCGCGUGCGAGGUGGUGUUCAGGUCCUCCUCCAGCACUGGAUAGAGUACAUAAAGGUACAACGAGGAUAAAAGCCCAAUAAUAAUAAUGUAUAAUGGAGUUGUUGAACAUUCAUAAGUUUUGUGUGUACUAUUGACAACUGUUUUGCAAUGUCUUUACUAUCAACAUCAAGGCUUUUGGGAGCACAAUCGUAAUCAAUCCAGAAAAAGACAAAACGAUGGUGCAAGAGCUGCUGGAUUUUAAAGACAAAGUAGAUCACAUCAUUGACAUCUGCUUCAUGAAGAACGAGAAGUUUGUCAACGCCAUGAAGGAGGCAUUCGAAACUUUCAUCAAUAAACGUCCAAAUAAACCCGCAGAACUCAUAGGUCUGUGGAGUUUUGUCUCCAGUUUAUAACAGUUGCGAUGUGUAGGAGAAUAACUUCAUCAUUAAGCUUUACUUACCAAUAUUCUUUUACAUACAGCAAAGCAUGUGGAUUCAAAACUAAGAGCAGGAAACAAAGAGGCCACAGAUGAAGAGCUGGAGAAGAUGCUGGAUAAGAUCAUGAUCAUCUUUAGAUUCAUCUAUGGUAAUAAUAUUCACUAUCAUUAAUGCAGUUUAAAGUUAUCCUCUGUUAGGUCAUUUCUAAUGAAAAAAUGUUCUGCCAUCGCAGGGAAAGAUGUUUUUGAGGCUUUUUACAAAAAAGAUCUGGCCAAGAGGUUGCUGGUUGGAAAAAGUGCCUCUGUGGAUGCUGAGAAAUCGAUGCUGUCAAAGCUGAAGCAUGGUCAGUAUUGACUGUUGUUAUACACACUUGAUACACAGUGAAUGCAGAAUGAGAUUUCAUAAUAGUACUUCAUGCUUAUUAAGAUUACAAACACAUCUUAACGUUUGACCCUGUUUGUGUUGGUGAUUUUUCAGAAUGUGGAGCAGCGUUCACCAGCAAACUGGAGGGGAUGUUCAAGGAUAUGGAGCUUUCGAAAGACAUCAUGGUUCAGUUCAAACAGGUAAGAAUGACAAUGGUGGGUUCAUUCCAGAUGAAUAUAUGCUGUCUGUGUCUGUGUAGAUUUCACUUGAUCCUGAAGACACUGGGGUUUUGUUUGAGAGGCAAUAGUCAGACAUUUAGUAAAAUUGUCUAAAAAAAAAUUAACAUCCAUGUCCAAAAUCCAAACAUCCAGUAUCCAUAUUAACUGGGCAUCCCUCAUGGCAACUUAGAGCAUAUGUAGGUGAAUCAAACUCUGGAUAUUAUCAGAUCUAUGACAAUGUAAAAUACGAUAUAUAAAUGAAAUAUUACACAAUUUCACAUCAAAUUUAUUUUACAGGGUAAUAAUUAGCAUUUAGAGAAAUCUAGGUUAAGUGAACGAGCAAUUCUUUUUAGUUUUUCCAUCAAAGGAAAUAAGUAUUCAGAGACUACCUUCAACUACAUUUGUCAAUGUCAGCACCAAUUUUAAAUAAUAAAUUUGACAUGAGUCAGUAUUGUGUUUCAUAAAAUUGUGAGUGUUUUAUGAAAUGUCAAAAUUGUUUACAGAUUAGAAUAAUAAGAUCAGGUGUCUUAUCAUAACACUUAAUGAAAAAGUGAAUUUGUCAUUCAGAUAGUCUGUUAUUACAUUUCACUCACACCUGGUGUGUAGUCUGGUCUAAAUAUCAACAAACAAGCCCCGGAGUGAUUGAUAAUUUUGUGUGCGGGGCAGAAAUAAGUAUCACAUGUCAUUGUGUACUAUUUGUUUUUCUGUAGUAUAUGCAGUGCCAAAACAUUCCUGGCAACAUUGAACUGACCGUGAACAUCCUCACUAUGGGUUACUGGCCCACCUACGUCCCUAUGGAGGUGCACCUGCCUCCUGAGGUAAGUGCUGAGAAAAUGUCAUAAUAUGCUUUAUUUAAACACCAGUCUUUUGAAAACUAUACUGUAUGUUCCUCUAUAACGCUUCUAUUUUUGUUCUCUAGAUGGUGCGACUGCAAGAAAUCUUCAAGACCUUCUACUUGGGCAAACACAGCGGCAGGAAGCUGCAGUGGCAGUCCACACUCGGUCAUUGUGUCUUAAAAGCUGAAUUUAAAGAGGUAUUAGUUAGUUUGUAUAGACACUGGUGUGCUUUGCUCACCUGAUGAAUAAGCGUAGCCUUAAGGAUUCUCUUUGAUUUCUCCUAUUAAAGGGCAAGAAGGAGCUGCAGGUGUCACUAUUCCAAACACUCGUGCUACUGAUGUUUAAUGAAGGAGAGGAGUUCACUCUGGAGGAAAUCAAACUGGCAACAGGAAUAGGUCUGUAUGAUCACAAUAAAGUGAAGUUGGCAGCACUUGAAAGGAAAAAUAAGUCUUACUGAGUGUUCAUCAUGUAGUGCUGCUGAUGUAACACACCAUUCCUGGUUCUGUUUCUUAACAGAAGACAGUGAACUGCGCCGGACCCUGCAGUCGCUGGCCUGCGGAAAAGCACGUGUCCUCACUAAAAUCCCAAAAAGCAAAGAUGUAGAAGACGGGGACAAGUUUUCCUGCAAUGACGACUUCAAACACAAGCUGUUCAGGAUCAAAAUCAAUCAGAUCCAGAUGAAAGAAACUGUAAAUAUUUGACUUCCUAAUCACUUAUUCCCUUCAGUCUCUUAAAGGUGAUGGCAGAUGAUUUUGACAAACCUAUUUCCUCUCAGGUGGAGGAGCAGGCAAGCACCACAGAAAGGGUCUUCCAGGAUCGUCAGUACCAGAUCGAUGCCGCCAUCGUGCGGAUUAUGAAGAUGAGGAAGACCCUGAGCCAUAAUCUCUUGAUGUCUGAAGUGUACAACCAGCUGAAAUUCCCUGUUAAGGUGAUAAACACAACCCUGAACUAUAAUAAGCACAAUUCAUUGAUUUGUACAAGAAAGAGUGUAACUCUAAACAGUUCUUUUUUAUUUUGAGUGGAUGUUUUUCAUUAAAUCUUAUUUAUUUAUUUUUCAACGAAUAUAUUACACAAUUAUUAUGCUUAUUUUUAAGUUAAAAUUAAUAAUAAUGGCACAAAAGGAGUGAAUGUGGACAGGAUGUUCAGGCUUAUAAAGAACUGAAACUUUGAAAUAGUCUGAAAAAGAUAUUUAUGAUGUUAUUACUGUCAAAUUUCACAUUGUUGAAAAACAAAUAUCGAUACAAAAGAAAACACAUCAUGCUUUCAUUCAAAGAGUUAACUGAUCCAACAACACUUUAGACAUACAAUUUGAAUUUCAUCACAUUUUUUAGUUAUAUUUGAAAUGAAACUUAAAAAUGUAAAUCUAACUUCUUUUUUCUUUCAUUUUAAUGGAAAAGCACGAUACCUCAACCACCUUCAGCUUCUUAGAAACUAUCAACUGGAAAUAUUUAGAGAGAGUUCAGUUCCCCACCCAAGGUUUCUGCCUGUUAUAAGAAAGUUUUUCCUCGCCACUGUUACUCAUGUUAGAUGAGAUGGGCCAAAUCCCAUCUUAGGUCGGGUCUUGAUAAUUCAUCAAACAAUGAGCAUGGUCUAGACCUGCUCUUGUUCUUUGAAAAGUGUCUUGAGAUGAUGACUGUUGUGAAUUGGCGCUGUGUAAAUAAAAUUUGAUUGAUUGAUUGAUUGAUUGAGUUAAAAGUUCAGUUAAAAGAUAAGAUUUAAUGCUAGACUUUACUUGCUUGUACAAGACGAACUUUUGUUUACCAAGUUACACUGGGCAUGGCUAUCAUGAAUCAGCUUUCUCUUUAAUUGCAUCACAGUUAUAAAAAUAACCAGAAAUGUUGGCGUGUGCCCCACGUGUAAACUUGUGCGUCUCCUCUUCCCUUUCAGCCCGCUGACUUGAAGAAGAGGAUAGAGUCUCUUAUUGACAGGGAUUACAUGGAGCGUGACAAAGAGAACUCCAACCAGUACAACUAUGUGGCUUAGAGAACGAGAAAGUGACAGAAAAAAGAGACACAGAUGGUCCAGUCAGGCUGAGGUGAUCAGUCUCUAAAUCUUUUGCUCCAGUGGACGUUAACCUUUAUCAUCUUCAACCCAGCGACCGACAAGUGAAUGGAUACUGCUCCACAGGAUUUGUUUUUUGUCAGGGGUCUUGUGAUCCUGUGGACUGCAUGCCCAUUGAAAAGAGAAUAUUGUCCAUUUUUCUCAGCACAGCUGAGAGAGUUGGGCUGCCACAGACGGACAGAGAGGACACACAGAUGUUGUUGUGUUGGCUUUUCAUUUUUCUUUUUUUUCUUUUUUUUUUUUUUAAGGAGAGGAAAAAUAUUUAUUUUCAGACUUAGGUUCUUGUCCAUAGUUUGAAACUAUAUGCUCUUUGUUUUCACAUCCUUUUUUCCUUUUUCUUUUUUUCAGCAAUUCCUGACUCACUUUUUAAACCUCUAAAUGUACCACACUUUGGAGAGAAAAAGGAUCAGAAAAUACUAAACUGAUGCUUGUUUCCUCAGUGAGUGUCAAACGUUGGACUAGUGGGCUAAAAUUCGCAGUAGGCAAUUGACAAUUUGGGAAAUAUCCAUGUCGAAUGUAUGAUCCUGCAGCAACAGUUUUUAAGGGCAGUGUGGCCAUCUGAUAAAGCUGUGAUCAUGAACACAUAGCGUUCAAACAUUUUGUGCCAAAAAAGGAGCACUUCUUUCAUUAUAGGGCAUAUUGAAGCUGCUAAAACAGUUUAGUUGUACAACUAUAUGCAUUUAACUUUCUCAUUUGUUCUGUCUUUGUAUUUUUUUGUACAUAACAUCACAAAAGUAACAUUUUAAAUGAUCUCAUCUGACAGUCAACUGCUUUGUAGGUUUUUGUUAACCCUUAGAAAGAUUACUAAGAGCACAACGACAUCAAAGCCAAUUCCUUCAUCUUCCCUGGUGUCAUUACACAUAUUUACACUAAAUUUUUGUAUGUCUCCCUGUGAGGCUUGCAGGCCUUAAUGAAGAGUGCAGGGAAAGUGAGUGGAUUUCCUCAACACAAGUAAAAAAAAAAAAAAUUUGACUGCGUAGAGCCCU